ACCUAAUUCAUCGGGAAGAGAUGUCUCGUAUUGUUUACCCGUGUGGCCCUUGCAAGAUUCAACGAAAAAAGUGUGGAGAUAAAUGCAUUCUCGCUCCUUAUUUCCCACCAAACGAUCCUCACAAAUUCUUUGUUGUGCGGAAAAUAUUUGGAGCCAGCAAUAUUGCAAAAAUCCUUGAGGAUAUUCCGGGUGAAAAGAGAGGAGAUGCGGUAAGGAGCCUGGUAUAUGAAGCAAGUGCGAGAUUGAAUGAUCCAAUCUACGGUUGCACCGCCGAAAUUUCUCGAUUGCAAAACCAAGUUUUACAUCUCCAAUCACAACUCGCAACCGUUCAAGCAGAGCUCCUCAACGCACACGGUAAUUUAGUAGUCUCUCAAAAUAAUGAGAAUGAAGAUAUAGGUUUUCAAUACGAUGACGACCCCUUUGGAUUGUGGGCACCACUGUGAACCUAGUUUGUAUUAUCUAAAGCCAUUUCUAAAUAUCUGAUCAU
Molecule: messenger RNA, 487 nt
Organism: Cryptomeria japonica (Japanese cedar)
Lineage: Eukaryota; Viridiplantae; Streptophyta; Pinopsida; Cupressales; Cupressaceae
Product: LOB domain-containing protein 12-like
Exons: 2
Coding region: 21-443 (140 amino acids)
Source: RefSeq, a predicted model, not a curated record